UUAAUCUUUGUUUACAAAUCUAGCUCAUACUUCUCUAAUGAACAUUUGUUCACACAGAGAGCCAUACUGGAUUUGAAAAGCAUCCGUCACCGGUAUUUAAAGAGCUGGUUUAUACCUGAUUUGGUGGCAGCGUUCCCAGUUGGCUACAUACUUCUUAUUGCGGAUCUACAAUACCACAGUGACUCUCCUUCAUCGAAAGCCAGCAAAAUGAUGCGCAUCCUAAUGUUUGUGCGAAUCAUUAGCCUUGUCCGUCUGCUGCGAGUGUCAAGGCUGGUUAGGUUUUUCAACGAGGUUGAGAGAGUUUCAAAUGCCAACUUGGAGGUGGUGAGGGUAUUCCUGAAAAUCUUGUCGUUGUUUAUGAUGAUUUUCCUGCUGUGCCACUGGAAUGGCUGUAUUCAGUAUUUCGUGCCUAUGCUUGAGGAAUUUCCCUCAGACUGCUGGGUCAGAAGAGAGAAUCUGAUGAAUGCCUCAGUGGGAGAGAAGUACUCUUUUGGAGUUUUUCGGGCGCUCUCUCAUAUGACUGCAAUAUCAUACGGUUCUUCUGAAACACCUACAAGCAAGGAGUAUACUUUUUAUCAGCCGAUUCAGCAAUAUGUUUUACACUAAAAUAACGGAGCACAUUGGAUACUUAUUUAAUGCUUAGUGUUUGUUUGUUUUUAAAGAUGAUGUUGAGCUGUGGAUUGUCAUGACCAGCAUUAUGUCUGGAGCCCUCAUGUAUACGGUGAUGGUAGCAAACACCGCUGCAAUGAUGACUGAUGUGGAUUUAACAGCAAGAGCCUACAAGAACAAGAUGAAUCACCUGGAAGAUUAUAUGACCUUCAUGAAGCUUCCCAAAGCCCUUCGUAUGCGUAUCAACAACUAUUAUCAGUCUCGUUAUGCAGGGAAAUGGUACGAUGAGAAAGACGUCUUAAAGUGGGUGUCCUCGUCUCUCAGAGAGGAAAUUCUGAUAACCAUGUGUUCGGCCCUUGUGAGGAAAAUCCCCAUUUUGCGUAACUGUGAUAUAAACUUCAUCAACGGGCUUCUUGUGGAGCUGCAAUACGAGGUUUACCAGGAGGGAGACAUCAUCAUCCGAGAGGACACCGCUGGAGAGCGGAUGUUCUUCAUCGAGCAUGGACAGGUCCUAGAGGAGAACGAGUUUUACCAGAGGGAACUGAGCGACGGAGAUUACUUCGGAGACUCAUGUCUCCUAAGAAGAGGAAGGCGUUUGGCCACAGUACAAGCUCAGACCACCUGUCAGCUCUUUUCCUUGUCGGUGGACAGUUUUUAUAAAGUUUUGGAGGACUAUCCAGACAUCAAGAGGGACCUGGAGAAAUCUCAACAGAAAAAAGACCUUUUGUUAUGAUGAGAAAAUGGUCACUCCUACUUCACGUGAUUUUUCAGACUGAGCUAUGCUAUGAUAUCUGGCGAAGAAGGGCAUUAACAUCGCUACCGCCCUACAUCAGACAAGCAGAUUGGAAAAUGGAUGGAUGAAUAAAUAUGGGCAUCAAACAACCCCAUUGGAAUGGGAUUUUAGAUGGUUUGGUCUUCCUUGUCCAAGUCUUCCUUCAUCUCCUUCUACUGCUGUGAUACUUUCUAAUGCCCAAAGGAGGAAGCAACAUCACAGUUUAGAGAAGCCUGUCUCAAAUUUACUCAUGUAUUUAUGAUCUCUGCUUCUUGCUCUCUAGUUUCUCUAGUAGGAUCUUCCUCAUUUUGUAUUCUUCAUUUCCCUGUUUUAUUUUAUCUUAAUGGGUUCUUGUUUUAGAUGGACUCAUAGUUUAAAUAUCUUAGAAUAAAAAAAAUAAAUAAAAAAGUAACAAAGUCAAAUGCACAAAAUAAAAUGAAUGACUGUUCCUGUUUGUAAACUUUUAAAUAUUAGAAUGUCCGUUAUUUCUUAAUUUAUUUAUGUUUGAGGGAAUAAUCAUUUUGGAUGAAUCUUUCUAAUUAAAAGAGAAUAAUGAGUGCAGAAAAAACAUUUUGUCAGGGCCUGGAAAUAACCUACUAUAUUUUACAAAAAAAUAAAUAAAAAAUGUUUAUUUGCCGAAAGUUUUAUCAAAUGGUCCAAAACUAGACAAGCUCUUUUAUAAAGGCUGGAUGUUUCAAAAAGCCCUGAUUUAAAAAUACAAAAUAAAAAAUUUUGUGAAUAAGCAAGAAAAGAUCAUUGCACUAUUUUGUUCACUUUUUGUUUGUUUGAUUUUGAAAACAUUUAUUUUUGUGAAGAUUGCAUUAUGUUUUUAUUCCUGUCAGUUCAGAAUAUACAGUUCUUCUUUAUUUUUAUUAUAUAUUUUUAGUACCUAUUAUUAUGUAUAACUAUAUUUAGCUGUAAAAGUUUCCCUAUAGUCGGAAAAAUGUUGAAAUGUUACUCCUAUACAUGGAAAUAUAGAGAUCAAAUAGUGUUUCUAAGCUGAAAGAUACCAGAACCUUGUCUUUUGUCUGUCAAUAACAUGUAAAUCAUGCAUUAAAGAAAAUAAAUCCUUUUUUAAAUCAUGA
Messenger RNA from Danio rerio (zebrafish), 2466 nucleotides. NCBI's taxonomy places the organism in Eukaryota, Metazoa, Chordata, Actinopteri, Cypriniformes, Danionidae. The record is from RefSeq and is a predicted model, not a curated record.